AUGCAAGAUGCCUCGGCCCAGAUGGCUCUGCUACAAUUCAUGACCUGUGGUAUGGCUUCUACUGUUGUUCCUGCCUCCAUUCACUGUGACCAUUUGAUUGUGGGUAAAAAGGGUGCCGAUACUGAUUUAGAAGCUUCUAUUGCUACCAAUAGCGAAGUAUUUGACUUCUUGGAGUCAUGUGCCAAGAAGUACGGUAUUGAAUUCUGGGGUCCAGGAUCUGGAAUUAUUCAUCAGAUUGUUCUUGAGAAUUUCUCCGCUCCUGGAUUGAUGAUGCUAGGAACCGAUUCCCAUACUCCUAAUGCUGGAGGUUUAGGUGCCAUUGCCAUUGGUGUUGGCGGUGCUGAUGCUGUUGAUGCUUUGACAGGUACCCCAUGGGAACUGAAGGCUCCCAAGGUCAUUGGUAUCAAGCUUUCUGGAAGGCUGAGUGGUUGGGCAGCUCCCAAGGAUGUUAUAACUUAUUUGGCAGGCAAGCUGACUGUCAAGGGAGGUACUGGUUCGAUUAUCGAGUACUUCGGUUCCGGUGUCGAUACAUUGAGUGCUACUGGCAUGGCAACAAUCUGUAACAUGGGAGCUGAGGUAGGUGCGACUACUUCUACAUUCCCUUUCACACAAUCAAUGAAAAGAUAUCUUACUGCUACUCAUCGUGGCCCCAUUGGUAACUUAGCUGAAGAGGUUAACAAGGAGACCGGUUUUCUUCAAGCUGAUGAAGGUGCUGAGUAUGAUCAAGUUAUUGAGAUUAACUUGGAUACACUUGAACCCCAUAUUAAUGGACCAUUUACGCCUGAUUUGGCUACACCUAUUUCCAAGUUUGCUUCUACUGUCAAGGAGAAUGACUGGCCCCAAACUGCCUCCGCCGGUUUAAUUGGUUCCUGCACAAACUCCUCUUACCAUGAUAUGACCCGAGUGGCCUCGCUUGUCGAACAAGCUGACAAGGCGGGUCUCAAGCCUAAGAUUCCUUUCUUCAUCACGCCAGGCUCAGAACAGAUUCGUGCCACCAUUGAGAGAGAUGGCUUGACCCAAAUAUUUGAGAAAUCGGGCGCCACUAUCUUGGCUAAUGCAUGUGGUCCUUGUAUUGGUCAAUGGGAUCGUUCUGAAGAGAAGGGACUGGAAAACAAUGCAAGCAAUGCCAUUUUCACUUCUUUCAAUAGAAAUUUCAAGUCUCGUAAUGAUGGAAAUCCUAAUACUAUGAACUUUUUGACUUCACCCGAAAUUGUUACUGCUUUCAUCUAUAGCGGAUCUACUACUUUUAAUCCUAUGACUGAUACAAUCGUCGGAGAAGAUGGAAAAUCUUUUAAGUUUGACCCUCCUUCCGCCGGUGAAGAGCUUCCUUCUGAGGCUAAUGGUGGUUUUACCAAAGGAACAAGAUCUGAGUUCUACCCAGCCGAAGACACCACUCCUGUGCCUGAGACUGAAGUAGCCGUUUCGCCUACUUCUGAUAGACUCCAACUGUUAACUCCUUUUGAACCAUUUAAUAAUCAAGAGCUCAAGCUCAACGUUAUUCUCAAGGUACAGGGCAAAUGUACCACAGAUCAUAUCUCUGCUGCCGGUGUUUGGUUGAAGUAUAAGGGCCACUUGGAGAAUAUUUCUAAUAACACUCUUAUCGGUGCCGUUAACAAAGAAACAGGCAAGGUUAAUCAUGCUAUCGAUUUUGAUGGUUCUGAAACUUCUAUUCCCGAGCUUAUGAUCAGAUGGAAAAAUAACAAUGUUCCAUGGGCUGUCAUCGCUGAAGACAACUACGGCGAAGGUUCUGCCAGAGAGCAUGCUGCUUUGUCACCCAGAUUUUUAGGAGGCAAAUUGGUUCUUACUAAGUCUUUUGCUCGUAUCCAUGAGACCAAUUUGAAGAAGCAAGGUGUGCUGCCUUUGACUUUUGCUGAUCCUGCUGAUUAUGACCGUAUCCCCUCCCUCUCUACUAUUGAAACUGUUGACCUUAUUGACAUGCUUUCUAAGGGUGGCGACAACGGUGGCUUUGUCACCUUGAAAGUUACGAAGCCCGAUGGUGAGUCGUUUACCAUUAAGACGAAGCAUACAAUGUCGAAGGAUCAGGUUGAAUUUUUCAAGGCUGGAAGUGCCAUCAACUAUAUCGGCUCAGUUCGUGCUGCGGCAGCUCAAACAGCUGCUUUAUAA
Sugiyamaella lignohabitans is the source of this 2124-nucleotide messenger RNA. RefSeq names its product aconitate hydratase ACO2 (gene ACO2). Bases 1 to 2124 code for a protein of 707 amino acids. The transcript has a single exon. Lineage: Eukaryota; Fungi; Ascomycota; Dipodascomycetes; Dipodascales; Trichomonascaceae. The record is from RefSeq and is a predicted model, not a curated record. Gene Ontology annotation, cellular component: mitochondrion; cytosol. Gene Ontology annotation, molecular function: aconitate hydratase activity; 4 iron, 4 sulfur cluster binding. Gene Ontology annotation, biological process: tricarboxylic acid cycle.